This is a messenger RNA of Lucilia sericata (common green bottle fly), 1712 nucleotides long. RefSeq lists its product as uncharacterized. The record is from RefSeq and is a predicted model, not a curated record. NCBI's taxonomy places the organism in Eukaryota, Metazoa, Arthropoda, Insecta, Diptera, Calliphoridae. The transcript is spliced from 3 exons. Bases 418 to 876 code for a protein of 152 amino acids.
AUAGAAAAAAAACAGGUUCAUUCAUUCUUUUAAAAUUUUAUUUGUUGUGUUGGAGACUUGGAUGAGCAACCCAAAAAGUAAUAAUAAUAAAUAUUGAAAAAUAAAUGAAAAAUCUAUUAAAAUAAAUUAAAAAAUACUUGAAAAAACAAAAAACCUAACAAAGUAGAUUUCAACCUAAAGGUCUGUAACAAAAUAGGUUUUAUGGAAAAUAUACCUAAAUGCGUGCUGUUGUUAUGGUGAAACGUGUGUCGUCGUCACAAAUUCAUGUUCAUGUCAAUUUCUUAAUGCCUGCUGUUUAGCAUUAUAUGAAGAAAAGUCUGAGUGUUUGAAAAAUAAAAGAAAUUCACAAGUUUUUCCAACUAUUUACCACAGUGUCUUGGAAAAAUCUCUUUAUAUUAGUCUUCUGCUUACAAGACUAUGUCAACACUCGAAGAACGUACAGCUUACAAAGAUAAUCCCUUCUUUACUGGUCAUAUUUAUGGUAAUUUUUCACCAUUUUAUGUGACCAUAGCUGUAUGUACCGUCGUACUCGGUUCGAUAAUCAUUUUAAAUAUAAUCUUUGGUUGCUGUUCGAAACAUCGUCAGUAUUGGCAGGAUAGACAUACCGGCAAUCGUUGGCUUGUAUCCAUUUGGUCAGCAACUCCACAUAAUCAACCACCAUUGGAUUUUACUGAACUAAAAGACGCUAAAUAUUUUCAAAGUUUACAGCCUGCUCCCCGUCUUUUUAGCGAAGAUAUUGAAGCCCAAAUAGAAGACGUGCCCAUACAUCAUCAGUAUCAACAAAGACCUACCCGCCCCGAAGGCAGAGGUUUACAUCAGCAAAGACAGCGUGAAGAAUACGUUGAAUUACAUACCAAACGAGAAAGCGAUAUUUAAUUUUUUUUUAUUUUUGUUUGUUUAUUUAAAAAUGGCUUUUAUUAUUUUAUAUCCAGCUGUAGCUGCUUUAGCUUUAUUCAUUGUGGGUGUUAUUAUUAUAAUGUUACGUUUUGGACCACGACUCUGUGGUCUAAGACAUCAUGCCUUGCCCGACAGUGAAGAGUAUCGUGAGCGUGCCUACGAUCAUGAAAUCAGUUAUGCUUGAUAUAUAUAAUUUACAAGUUUUAUUUAAAUUUUUAAAUUAUUUCAAUACUACUUUUAUCCCUCCAUUUUGUUUUAAUGUUUUUUAAGUGCCUUUUUAUAAAUAAACUAUUCUUGUAAGCAGCUUUGUUAGAAUUUAAGUGGAAGAGAGCGAAGAAACAGUUUUUUUCUUAAGUAUUGAUAUAUUAUCUGCUUUUAUUUAAAUGUUUCUCAGCUUUUAAAUUAAAAUUUUGGCAAUUAGUUUUUUUGUUUCAGAAUGUUAUGAAAGUAAUUUUCAAUUAUGUAUUUGUUUUUACUCAAUUUUAAAGAAAUUUCCUAAGCAGAUUGAUUCUCUUAAAUUCUAAUUUGUUUUCAACAACUGCUUAUUAGGUAUUAUUUAUCUUAAAUGUAUUUACAUUAUUUAUAUUUGUAGCAUUUAUAUAAAAAUCCAUUCCGUCCAGUUUAAAUUUAACAAAAAAAAUUUUAAACCUUCACAAAUUAUAGUAGUAAGCCUAACAUAUCACAUUGAUUUACAUUAUGUAUUUUUACAAAUUUACUAAAAUAUUUUUAUAUGUAUGCCCUAUUUGCGGUAUAUAUUUUUAUUAAAUAUAUUUUAUAUGUAUUUUACGAAUAAAAAAUAAAAUUAUGUACUAAAU